Messenger RNA from Nymphaea colorata (pocket water lily), 568 nucleotides. RefSeq names its product photosystem II 5 kDa protein, chloroplastic-like. Lineage: Eukaryota; Viridiplantae; Streptophyta; Magnoliopsida; Nymphaeales; Nymphaeaceae. The record is from RefSeq and is a predicted model, not a curated record. The transcript has a single exon. The coding region runs from base 88 to 444 and encodes 118 amino acids.
AAAACCAUGCUUAAGAUGCGGAGACAGUGAAGAGAUAGAGAGGGAGAGGAGAGGCGCUGUUGCAGAGAGACUUGGUAAGACUAAAAAAUGGCGUCGGUAACAGCGACUGCGUCAUGCCCUGCAUCAACCCUUGGAGGCGUCAAGCUCUCGAAGUCCCCAGCAGCAGCAGAGAGAGUGGGUGUAGCGUUGAAACAGCUGCCCAAGGUGGGGGCAGUGAUCAGAGCACAAGCAGGGGAUGCAGAGGCGGCGGAGAAGAGGAGCAGCAACAGCAGGAGGGAUAUCAUGUUCGGCGUGGCCGCUGCUGCCAUGUUCUGGUCGGCAGUGUCGGCAACCGGAGAGGCGAAUGCAGCCGAUGGAGAGCCCAAGAAAGGGAGCCCUGAGGCUAAGAAGCUGUAUGCUCCAAUAUGUGUGACCAUGCCCACUGCUCGGAUAUGCCGCAAUUGAGGAGCAAUGCAUCUGUUGGAAACAUGUCGCAGUCCUGUUUUUAUGUAUCUUAGCUUGAUUCUCUGUAUGUUUCGAGUAAACGAUGCUGCUAUUUGAUGGGCUUCUGCUGCGAUUGUCUUCGCUA